UUCGCACAAGACCUCUGGUUCGGUAAACUCCGGCCGGUUCCGGCGGCCCCGCCCCCUGCGCCGAAGGAAGCCCAGAAGGACUCGAGUCCCGGGAGGCGAGCUGCAAACAUGGACCCGCUGGCGGCUGCCAUUGACCAGGGAACCAGCUCCACCAGGUUCCUGGUGUUCAACACUAAAACAGCCCAGCUGAUCAGCCACCACCAGGUGGAGCUCAAGCAACAUUUCCCCAAAGAAGGGUGGGUGGAGGCGGACCCCAGGGAGAUCAUGGACACUGUCCACGAGUGUCUGGAGAAGACCUGCCAGAAGCUGGCGCAGCUCAGCGUGGACGUGUCCCGCAUCAAAGCGGUGGGGGUGACCAACCAGAGAGAAACCACCCUGGUCUGGGACAAGGAGACCGGAGAGCCGCUCUACAACGCCAUCGUCUGGCUGGACCUGAGGACGCAGUCCACUGUGGAGAGACUCAUCAGCAAAACUCCCGGCAGGAGCAAGAACCACCUGAAGCAUAAGACCGGACUCCCCAUCAGCACUUACUUCAGUGCUGUGAAACUCCGUUGGUUGCUGGACAAUGUGGAGGCGGUGCGGCAGGCGGUUCUGAGUAAGCGGGCCUUGUUUGGGACCGUGGACUCCUGGAUCAUCUGGAGUCUGACGGGCGGCCGAGACGGAGGAGUCCACGUCACGGACGUGUCCAACGCCAGCCGCACCUUGCUGUUCGACAUCCACAGCCUGGACUGGGACCCCGAGCUCUGCAGUUUCUUUGACGUCCCGAUGGAAAUCCUCCCCGCCGUCAGAAGCUCCUCUGAGAUCUACGGCCGCAUGAGGUCUGGCUCGCUGGCAGGGGUUCCCAUCUCGGGGUGUCUCGGGGACCAGUCGGCAGCUCUGGUCGGUCAGAUGUGCUUUGAGGAAGGCCAGGCCAAAAACACGUACGGGACGGGAUGCUUCCUGCUCAGGAACACAGGAACCAAGCCGGUGAUGUCCGAACACGGCCUGAUCACUACAAUCGCCUACAAGCUGGGGAGGGACAAGCCAGCCUGCUACGCGCUGGAGGGUUCGGUGGCUAUAGCCGGAGCAGUGAUUCGCUGGCUGAGGGACAACAUGUGCAUUGUGCAGUCGUCCUCUGAGAUCGAGCAGCUAGCAGCUGAAGCAGGAACAUCCUACGGCUGCUACUUCGUUCCAGCGUUCUCCGGCCUCUACGCUCCGUACUGGGAGCCGAGCGCCAGAGGCAUCAUCUGCGGCCUCACCCAGUUCACCAACAGAAGCCACUUGGCGUUUGCCGCCCUGGAGGCUGUCUGCUUCCAGACCAGAGAGAUCCUGGACGCCAUGAACCAGGACUGCUGCAUCCCGCUGCCGGUGCUGGGCGUGGACGGAGGCAUGACGGGGAACCGGCUGCUGAUGCAGCUGCAGGCCGACAUCCUCUGCAUCCCCGUCGUGCGACCCAGCAUGUCCGAGACCACGGCUCUGGGUGCAGCCAUGGCGGCCGGCGCCGCUGAGGGCGUGGAGGUCUGGAACCUGAACCCAGAUCAGCUGCCUGAGGUCACGGCUGAGCGGUACCAGCCUCAGAUCAACACGCAGGAGAGCGAGUUGCGCUUCGCUCGCUGGAAGAAGGCCGUCCAGAAAUCCAUGAACUGGGAGACGUCAGAGACCAGUUGCACCAGUAACGGUGUAGGGAAGACGACGAACGGCGCCCCCUGCUGGUCCCUGGGCCCCAUCAGAGUGGACCCCUAAGGUUGGCAGCAGGGAUCCGACUAAGUCCACAUGGUACCGGGCACCGUGCUGGUUCUGGAGGUGAAACCGACCCUGGAGCUUCUGAAAGAACCGGCCUAGUUAAAGUUCUGCUCAUUUAAACCAGUGAUGUCAGAGCGGGACCACCAGAACCCUUUCCAACCCAACCAGAACCUUUUGUCUCAGAUCUCAUUUGUUCCAGAACCUCCAUGUUGGCCAGCCUUCCCAGAACCAGUUUGGAUCCGAUUGGGAUCGCUCCCAGUUCAUCCGUCCAGCUGACAGAACCGGUCCGACUGGGUCAGGUGAAGGUUUGGUUCAACUUCGCUCUGGCAACAGAACCUCAGCCAGAAACCCGGUUCCGACCCACUGUGGAAAUUUUUAUAUUCAAAGGGAAAUAAAAUCUAGAAACGAUCAACAGAAUCCAGAAUCAGACGUGAAAAUGUUUUUAUAUCUUUAACUUUGUGACAAAUUGUCAUCCUGUGAAACUUGAUUAACUGAGCAGAAGAUUUUAGAGCAGAAGAAAUGUCUUCAAAAUAAAAACCUUGUUUUAAUAUCAUUAGUGUCCUAGUCAAAGUCUGCGGUGAAAUAAAACUUAGAAACACAAAAAA
Xiphophorus hellerii (green swordtail) is the source of this 2327-nucleotide messenger RNA. RefSeq names its product glycerol kinase-like. The record is from RefSeq and is a predicted model, not a curated record. The transcript is spliced from 19 exons. Gene Ontology annotation, molecular function: glycerol kinase activity. The coding region runs from base 109 to 1722 and encodes 537 amino acids. NCBI's taxonomy places the organism in Eukaryota, Metazoa, Chordata, Actinopteri, Cyprinodontiformes, Poeciliidae. Gene Ontology annotation, cellular component: mitochondrion. Gene Ontology annotation, biological process: phosphorylation; glycerol metabolic process; glycerol-3-phosphate biosynthetic process.